Parnassius mnemosyne (clouded apollo) is the source of this 819-nucleotide messenger RNA. NCBI's taxonomy places the organism in Eukaryota, Metazoa, Arthropoda, Insecta, Lepidoptera, Papilionidae. The record is from the annotation of a GenBank genome assembly.
AUGCCCGACGUGAUCGACUUCCUGGUGCUGCGCGCGCAGUACCACGCCGCCGUCGAGCGCCGCUGGGGGCCCGGCGACCGGUUCCGGUGCAUGAUCGACGACUCGUGGUGGACGGGCAUGGUGGUGGAGCGCACGGGCGGCGCCGAGGUGGAGACGGAAGCGGAGGCGGAGGCGGGGGCGGGGGAGGGGGCGGGGAACGGACCGGCGGCGGCCCGGCGCUGGGCGCGAGAGGCCGCCUCGCACUUCCUUUCGCUGAAGGUGCGCUGGGACAACGGCGAGAUGGAGCGCCUCUCGCCCUGGGAUCUCGAGCCUAUCGAUCCCAACAGAUUGCCGCAGGAGCCCGGUGGCGCGGUACCCGUGGUGGCGGGCGAGCUGGCGGCGUUGCUGCGGCGGGACGAGACGCACGAGUGGGAGCCCGGAGCGUGCACCACACUCGCGUCCCACGUGACCCAGCUGAUGUCGCUCGCGGUCGCCGAGCCGUUCGUGGCGCCCGUGGACCUGCAGCUGUACCCGUCGUACGCGCUCGUCGUCGCGUACCCCGUCGACCUGUCCACUGUGCGGGCGCGCUUCGAGAACCUGUUCUAUCGGAGACCUGCAGCGGCUCAGUUUGACGCACGCUAUUUGGCCAGCAACGCCGAGCGCUUCAACAAACCGCACUCGCCCAUCGUGCGCCAGGCGCGCCUCGUCACCGACCUGUUGCUGUACAUCAUCAGCAACUGGCAAAAUGUGGACGUGGUGGUGAAGUACCACGAGCUGGCGGCUUCCUACCACUCUUCGGAUGAUGAGCCGCUCGCCACCACAUUGCACAAGGUAUCGUGA